Molecule: messenger RNA, 2029 nt
Organism: Colias croceus (clouded yellow)
Lineage: Eukaryota; Metazoa; Arthropoda; Insecta; Lepidoptera; Pieridae
Gene: Faf2
Product: FAS-associated factor 2
Exons: 7
Coding region: 193-1503 (436 amino acids)
Cellular component (GO): endoplasmic reticulum
Molecular function (GO): ubiquitin binding
Source: RefSeq, a predicted model, not a curated record
UCUCAAUAGAUGAUGUCGGAAAACUGAAACAAGAUUUCUUUAAAGUUAUUGUUCAAAACUAAAAUAAAAUUAAAGUAUUUACAUAUAACAUUUAAAUAAUUGCAUAGGUUUAAGGAGAUAAGUACACGUAUGUAGAUUUACGAAUAUUUAAUUACUGUUUGCGAUUUUGUUGUUGUUUAUUUUUACGAAAAAAUGGAUAUGGAAGACAAUGCGAUGGGCCUGACCACAGAACAAACUGAUAAAAUACUGCAAUUUCAAGAUCUAACUGGUAUUGAGGAUAUGUCAAUAUGUAGAGAUGUUUUACAAAGACAUCAGUGGGAUUUGGAGGUAGCGAUACAAGAGCAACUAAAUAUAAGGGAAGGCAGGCCUUCCGUGUUUGCCACAGAAGCGCGGGCGCCCCCAGUCGUUCACGACCACAUAGCACAACAAGUCUUCACAGACGAUGCCCCAGAAGGACCUGGCGGCGUAACUGGCCUCUUCCGUUAUGUAGUUAACCUAGUUGUAUCUGUGUGCUAUAGUACAAUAUCAUCAGUUUUGAAUUUAUUAUUAAGUUUCAUAAGGAAUGAUGACCGAAGAUUGGUCACAGAUCCCCUGGGGGAUGUCAUGGGAUUCAUCAACAACUACAAUUCACGUUUUAACCCACACCCUGUAUUCUACCAGGGCACUUAUGCUCAGGCACUGAAUGAUGCCAAAAAUGAACUGAGGUUCCUCAUUGUAUACUUACAUUCAGAGUCCGCACCAGAGACAUUAAAUUUCUGCAGGAAUACUCUUACAGAUCCCGGAGUAAUCCAAUAUAUCAAUACUCAUGCUCUCUUCUGGGGUUGUUCAGUUGACACCUCAGAGGGUUGGAGGGUCGCACAAUCAGUUGGUGGGAGGAGAUAUCCGUUGCUGUGUGUGGUGUGUGUGCGAGACCACCGUAUGACUGUGGUAGCAAGGAGCGAAGGGUCAUGUUCACCAAACCAACUCAUAAAUAGAUUACAGAGGAUUGUUUCCGAAAAUGAACCGUACCUUACUGCUGCUAGGGCCGACAGAGUGGAACGCGAAGUAACAGCGCGUCUCCGAGCUGCCCAAGAUGAAGCGUACGCUGAAUCAUUAGCCGCUGACCAAGAGAAGGAGCGGCGUCGUGCGGCUGACAGAGCUGCACGAGCUCAACGCGAGCACGAGGACCUGCAGCGAAGGGAGCAAGAGGAGCGGCAUAAACUAGAGGUGGAAGCAGCAAGAGUUGCAAUAGCGGAACAGUUACCUGAAGAGCCAAAAGCUGGUCCAGAAGCAUUGGCCCUGCUUAUCCGUCUGCCAACUGGAGAGAGGCUUACUAGGCGAUUCCUUUUCGCUAAUACUACUAAGGAUCUCUACGAUUUCGUCUUCAGCCAUCCACAGUCGCCUGAAGAGUUUGAAAUCACGACAAAUUUCCCGAAACGUGUCCUAUCUCGCGGCCACUCUAAACUCGUCGACGUUGGCCUCAAAGAUCGCGAUGUUCUCUUCGUCAACGAUGUAAACGCAUAAAAUGUCAAUAAAGAUUAAAUUACUAGCCGUUAAGAAACAUUGUUCUUUUUUUAAUUUAGAAUACAAAUCUUUUUGUUAUCUGUGGCGAAUGAGCGCGAAAUUUCUUAUAUUUAUUCAAAUUUUAAAUUUUGUUCUUCGGUUUUGGUUACAAAUUGGUAGAAUAUGUUUAGUUCAUAAAGCAAUAGUUACGAAAAAUUUGGUUGAAAAUCUUUUAUUUUGUCUCGUUUUAUUUUCUAUUCAUAUUGUAUAAAUUCGGACAAAUUAUGGUGUAAUGGUAUAUAAUUGAUAAUUGUGUAAUUUAUUGUUGUAAAUAUUUUCAUUAUGCUCAUUUAGUUGUGAAGCAUUAAGUUUUAAGUUCAAUAGUAAAUGAUUACUAUGGACAGUUCAAAGAAUUACAUAUUUGGCAUAAUAUUAUGUAGUUACUAAAAAAUAAGUGAAGUUUUUACGAAAUAGGAUUCAUACCAUUUUCUUUCUAUGUAAAGUAUCUACACAAUUUUCUUUGACAAUAAAGAUAUUUCUAAAAACA